AUGGGUAACUAUUUCAGUUCUAUGUUCGAUAGAUUAUGGGGUGCUAACAAAGAGUUGCGUAUCCUGAUCCUAGGUCUAGAUGGUGCCGGGAAAACUACCAUCCUGUACAGAUUACAGAUUGGAGAAGUCGUCACCACGAAACCUACCAUUGGUUUCAAUGUCGAGACGUUGAGUUAUAAGAAUUUGAAAUUGAACGUAUGGGAUCUUGGUGGUCAGACGUCCAUUAGACCAUACUGGCGUUGUUAUUAUGCAGACACUGCAGCAGUAAUAUUUGUAGUGGAUUCUACAGAUAAAGAUCGUAUGAGUACUGCAUCACAGGAAUUACAUUUGAUGUUACAAGAGGAGGAAUUACAGGACGCUGCAUUGUUGGUGUUUGCUAAUAAGCAGGACCAACCUGGUGCAUUGAGUGCCUCUGAAGUUUCGAAAGAAUUGAAUCUAGUGGAAUUGAAGGAUAGAAGUUGGUCAAUAGUUGCAUCGAGUGCUAUAAAAGGUGAAGGUAUCACCGAAGGUUUAGAUUGGUUGAUCGAUGUUAUUAAGGAUGAACAACUUUAA
This is a messenger RNA of Maudiozyma barnettii, 552 nucleotides long. It is a transcript of the gene ARL1, whose product is annotated as Arf family GTPase ARL1. Bases 1 to 552 code for a protein of 183 amino acids. Gene Ontology annotation, cellular component: cytoplasm; Golgi apparatus. NCBI's taxonomy places the organism in Eukaryota, Fungi, Ascomycota, Saccharomycetes, Saccharomycetales, Saccharomycetaceae. Gene Ontology annotation, biological process: intracellular protein transport; vesicle-mediated transport. The record is from RefSeq and is a predicted model, not a curated record. The transcript has a single exon. Gene Ontology annotation, molecular function: GTP binding; GTPase activity.